UGACUUGUUGAAUUGCUGUCUACGGGAGCCGCACAAUCAACUUCCACCGCUACAGGGAAUUGAACGUUAGACGUAAACCGGAAUUCAACCCAAACACUUCGUUCAGGGAGAGAGAGCAGAGUUGUAGGAGCCCGGAGGAGGAGAGCGAGAAGACACUCGAGCGACACAUAAACGAGAAGUUUUGCCUUGAUUUGAAAUUGAAAGUUGCUGGGAACGACGUCGUGCUGCAUCCGCCUGGACCGCCCAACUUGCCACUGCGAGAUGGCUGCAACGCCACCAUAUCUCGCGGAAUUGCCAUCAUUUACUUUGCUUUUCCGCAGUCGAUCUGUAAUAUCCCCGAAUCCUACUUGAAUUCAGCAGAAGAAGUUAUUCUUGCUAUUUUUAUAGAGGGCAUCACGUUAAUUCGGGAAUUCACUUUAAGAGGAUGACCUCUGGAGCGAUGUGGGGAUUGGAGAGGUUAAGGAGAGGCGUAAAGAUAUUGUAUUUCAUGGUGGCGAUGGUGGCUUCUCUGCUGGUGAUAUCUUCUCCUGUGCUGGUGGCCAUAGGUGACAUGAUGGUGCAGUGCGUAUUAAUUUCGUGCUUCACGUGCAUCAGUGGUUACAGUUUUCAAGAACAUUUGCAUAUUUACGCAUUCAAGAGUUCAUUAACUGACAUUCCUCUAGUUUCAAUCAUCAGAUCUUUCGUCAUCACCUGUGUGUAUUCUUUGUGCAAUGGCGCUUCCCUCUCUCACGAAACCUAUCUUGGAGCCGUGACCUUUUGUUCAGUCAUUUCAGUUCUUCUUCUUUCCAUCAAGGCUUGUGUUUUUUCUGUUAAUUCUUACCUGGAAGCUGAAGCUUCAAUCUCCAUCUCAAGGCAAAAGUUUCAGUUGAAGAGGUCAUGGGGGAUGCCGGUCUUGUUUCUCUCAUCUGUGGUGUUUGCUCUUGGACAUUCAGUUAUUGCAUACAGAACAAGUUGUAGAGCUAGAAGGAAACUCUUGUUUCACCGCAUUGACCCCGAUGCUGUCCGAGCCAAAGUUGUUUUUUCUGGAUACCAGAAGGUUCCACGUUCCCAAAUCCCUUCUGCUGGGAAGGCACCAAGAAGUGACAAUGGAUUGUGGACAAAAUCUGCACGAUUUUCUCAUGUUGAUGGUCAACUGCCUGUUAGAUUACUGGCUGAUUCUGACAGCUUAUUUAUCUCUUGUCUUGGACUUGCCAUUCAUUAUAAGAUAAGUUUGCCCGGUUCACCUCCCUGUUCCUUUUCCUACAUGGCCUUUCUUGACAGGUCAGCGGUAAGUGGUUCAUCCAGAAAUGAUCAGAAACUUCGAAGGAGCUUCAGUAACCAAUAUAAUUCUUCAUCUCUAUCUAUUCCUUUGCUCGAUAACUCUCCUAAACCCCCUGUUAUGUUUGAAGAUAUACCCGUUUUAAGCCUAUCUGAGACAGGGUGUGAGGAUAAUCAGAUCAAUAACUUGCCAUCUCCACUAAACAUGAGAGAUUUGGAAGCAAACCGUGAGCAUGGGAUAGUUUUAGUACAUGGAUUUGGAGGUGGGGUCUUUUCGUGGAGAAAUGUGAUGGUCAUGCUAGCUCAACAAGUGGGUUGUACUGUGGUUGCUUUUGAUAGACCGGGUUGGGGGUUGACAUCAAGGCCCUGCCGUAGAGUCUGGGAGGAAAAACAAUUGCCUAAUCCAUACAAGAUUGAUUCCCAGGUAGAUCUGCUUCUUUCUUUCUGUCUCGAAAUGGGGUUCUCCUCUGUUAUACUGGUUGGCCAUGAUGAUGGAGGGUUGCUAGCACUAAAGGCUGCUCAAAGAGUCCAGUCAUCCAUGGGCUCAAUUAAUGUUAUCAUCAAGGGGGUGGUAUUACUGAGUGUGAGCUUGACAAGAGAACUGGUCCCUGGCUUUGCAAGAAUUUUGUUGCGCACGUCGCUUGGGAAAAAGCACUUAGUCGGGCCUCUUUUGCGAACUGAAAUAACUCAAGUGGUUAAUAGACGUGCGUGGUAUGAUGCUACUAAGCUCACCACGGAAGUCCUAAGUCUUUACAAGGCCCCGCUAUUUGUAGAAGGUUGGGAUGAAGCACUCCACGAGAUAGGGAAAUUAUCAUUUGAGACAGUUCUCUCCCCUGGCAAUGCAAUUUCUGUGCUAAAAGCGGUUGAAAACAUACCAGUACUGGUAGUUGCAGGUGCAGAAGAUGCACUUGUACCAUUAAAAUCUGUUCAAAUAAUGGCAUCAAAAUUUGUAAAUUCAAGACUAGUGGCAAUAUCUGGUUGUGGACAUCUUCCUCAUGAGGAAUGUCCCAAGGCUUUGCUUGCAGCUAUGUCACCGUUCAUAAGUAAAAUAUUAGGGGAACCAGAAUCUUAACACGCACUACUGUUAGUGCAACUCUGAUCCUCUUCAAGUUAUGUUUCUCUAUUGUUUGGGAAAAGGCAGAGUUUGUUGAUUUGAGCUCCUGUUGCCCUUUAGUUUUUGUAUUUAUGAUUUAUCCAAAUCUUCAGUUCACUUGAAGAGGCAGAGUCCCAAGUUUCGUCUCUCCUUUUGGGCAAAUUUUUGAUGAUGAUUAAUAUUAGGGCAUUUUGAUGAUUUUAUUUGUUUAUUUGUUUGUUUAAUACUAUGUAGGUAAUGUUUGUUUUGUUCAAACAAACACGUUCUAUUGUUUGUCCAAGUGUAAAUGGACAAUGAAGAUGUCGUUGUUUG
Messenger RNA from Cuscuta europaea, 2662 nucleotides. Lineage: Eukaryota; Viridiplantae; Streptophyta; Magnoliopsida; Solanales; Convolvulaceae. The record is from the annotation of a GenBank genome assembly.